AUGGCGGACGAUGACCUCAUGCCCGUCGUCUCCUUCGGGAGCCUGAUGAGCGAGGGGAUAACCCUGAGCCGGCGCGGCCAGCACGACAAGGCUCUGGGCUGCUUCAAUGACGCACUGAAGCUGAGAGCAGGAGACAAGCACUGCCUCAUCACCCGUUCCAAGUGUUUUCUGAAACUUGGGGACACAGAAAACUCCUUGAAAGAUGCUGAAGCCUCGCUCCAAAUUGACAAUACAUUCUAUGAGGGGCUUUACCAGAAAGCAGAGACCCUGUAUGCCAUGGGGGACUUUGAGUUUGCUCUGGUGUUUUACCACCGAGGCCGAAGGCUCCGCCCUGACCUGCACAAGUUCCAGCUGGGCAUCCACAAGGCUGAGGAGGCCAUUAUCAACUGCAUUGGGAAUCCAUCCUCAGUGAAGCUGGAGAGCAAGGAGGAGCUGUGCUUUGUGAGCAGGCAGGCAGAGCUGCAGAGCAAAAAGGACAACCAGAAACAGCAAAACAAACCAAAGGACCAAAAGGAUCAAAAACACACCAAGAAGCAGAGUCCAAAAACAGAGCAACAGCUUCUGGGACAGCUUUAUGCUGACAAGGCAUAUCUGGAGAAGUUGCUCAAGGAUGAAGACUUGAUGCAGAGCAGCACAAGGCAGGGGGCCAAAGUCAUGGACCUGGUUUUGGAUGGCAUCUCCUACCUGAACCAGCGGCGGGACUUCUGGCAGCAGCAGAAGCCGAUUUACGCGCGGGAGUACGAGCGCAAGGCCCUGCGGCAGAGCCGCGCACGGGACAAGAAACAGAAACCAUCUGACAUUGCCAGAUCCAUCGCCAAGGAGAUGGAGGACAUCGAGCUGAUGCUGGCCAGAGGUUCUGCUGAGCAAAGCUGCAGGAAAGCUGAACGGCUGCUGAAAAAGAUACAAGCCUGGUCAGAGAAUGAAGUUCCCAACAAGUAUGAACUGAUUGGGAACCUCCACAGCUGCAUUGGGAAUGCCCAGUUGGCAAUGGGACAGAUGGAGGCAGCUUUGCACAGCCAUAAGAUGGAUCUGGAAUGUGCCAGGGAGCACACUCUGCCGGAUGCCGAGUCCCGGGCCCUGGACAACAUUGGCCACGUGUACGCCCGAAUUGGAAAGUUCCAGCAGGCCAUCAACACCUGGGAGGAGAAGAUUCCACUGGCCCAAUCCAGCCUGGAGAAGGCCUGGCUGUUCCAUGAAAUUGGGCGGUGCUACCUCGAGCUGGAUAAUGCUGAAGUAGCCCAAGAUUAUGGAGAGCAGUCCCUGCAGUCAGCAGAUGAAGAGGGAGAUGUGGAGUGGCAGCUCCAUGCCACCGUACUGGUGGCACAGGCACAAGUGAAAUUGAAAGAUUACCAGUCUGCAAUCCUGAAUUUUGAAAGGGCUCUGGAGAAGGCAAGGCUUGUGCCCAGUGAAACUGCUCAAAAUGGCAUCAUUGCGGCCUUGGAUAACGUGAGCAAAAGCUUCAUUGCAGAGCUGAACAAAGGCCACAAAGACGGGACGAUUCCCUCACAUGAAGAUCGCCUUUUCAGUAGUGAAAGCAUAAAAACCACCUCUGAGAAUGUGGAAGAGGAGGAGGAGAAAGGGAAUCCAGAUGAAAAGCCAUAAGAGGAAGCCAGAAACGAUACGAAAGCAGAAGAAAAGUUUAAAGGAGGCAAACGGACAAGGAAAUAAAGGAGAGCCGUGGGGAAAAGUGGAGCCUAGGCGGGAAAUUGAAAUAAAUAUUGAGCAAGCGUCGUA
Agelaius phoeniceus (red-winged blackbird) is the source of this 1734-nucleotide messenger RNA. It is a transcript of the gene ODAD4, whose product is annotated as outer dynein arm docking complex subunit 4. Gene Ontology annotation, molecular function: protein binding. NCBI's taxonomy places the organism in Eukaryota, Metazoa, Chordata, Aves, Passeriformes, Icteridae. Gene Ontology annotation, cellular component: cytoplasm. The record is from RefSeq and is a predicted model, not a curated record.